Molecule: messenger RNA, 5016 nt
Organism: Folsomia candida
Lineage: Eukaryota; Metazoa; Arthropoda; Collembola; Entomobryomorpha; Isotomidae
Gene: RhoBTB
Product: rho-related BTB domain-containing protein 1
Exons: 15
Coding region: 1267-3420 (717 amino acids)
Biological process (GO): small GTPase-mediated signal transduction
Molecular function (GO): GTP binding; protein binding; GTPase activity
Source: RefSeq, a predicted model, not a curated record
AAGUGAGACUCAUUAAACAGUAGUUGUCGUCACUUUAGAGAGCUUUGACUCCUGAUUUUCACAAAGUGCAUAAGAAUUUUCUAAAAUAGGGAAAAAUCUAUACAUUUUUGCUUAAGCUACUAAAAAUUACGUAAAACAAGCCACAUCCAGAAGGUGCAUAUGUACAUAUACGUAUUUACGUACAACAUAUUUAGCAGUACGCAUCAUCACAGAAUGAUGCACAUUUUGCAUUCUCUCUCUCUCUCAUUCGUUACACAAUCUAAUUUGUUAAACUAACUUGGAGAACCACGAGUAUCUACACAAAAAGUUGAGUGUUGUACAAAGCUACACACAUUAAAUGAAGCAGAUUACAAUACAGCAGAGAGUGCAAUAUUGCUGCUGCAUUGCGUUGUUGUUCUGAUCAUCCAUUGUUGAUGAUCAAACAUGUUCAGGACAUUACCACGACCACGACUGAGACCAGGGACGGAUACGACCACGACGUUUUAAUACAUCCAGUCUAAUUUUUUGUACUAUCUUCCUCCUCCAUUUUUAACCGUACAUUCAGUAUAAUCAUCGUCGUCAAGUUAGGAACUUACUUAGGUGUGAAAUUAUUAUUAUAAGACCAAGACGAGAUUGAGAAGAAGUAAACAGUUUUCUUAUAUUCGCGUAUGUGCUGGAUUUUCCUCUCGUUUUUUUCCCCCUUCUGUACUACCGACAACCGAUGAUGAUAUUGUAAAUACAGAGUGCAUGGUGGGUCGGCGUUUCGUUUUAUCAAACUUAUUUAUAGCAGAGAUCAUCUCGGUAGUUGGAGGAAGUGAGAGGGUGAAAGGUUAAGUUUUAACUUAUAAAGACGUUACAUAAUAAUACACAUUCUUCAAUUGUGAUUGUGGUGACGAAAUAAAAAAUUAUUGCCUAUUAUUUUAUACCGAAUUUUUUUAAAAUUUUGUAUCAAAAGGAGUUUCUUACAUAAUAUUUCAUUCAUUGAUUCAUGAAUAAUUACGGAGUGCACAAGUGACAUUGCAAUACGGUUACUGCGCCAAAGUUUUACAUAAUAAAUAAUAACAAUAGAUAUAUCGUUAAUCGUUACUCCUUUGUUUUGUCAGUCAUUCAUUCAUGAUGAGACAAGUUCUACUACUAAUACCGUCUCAUCUUCUUGUGGUAGCGUUGUUGUGGUGUGUGGUUAAAAGACCUGGACUUGUGAAUUUUACUAUGUGACGUGAUUUUCAAUCUUGUCAGGAAGUGAUAUUUUUUUAAAAUUCUAACCUCCAUCGGGAUCCGUGUAAUGCGAUGAAAUUCAAACGGAGACAAUUGACUAAUAAUAUUAUGGACCAUGAAACGAUCGGACAGGAAUUGGUGAAAUGUGUUCUUGUCGGAGACACUGCGACCGGAAAGACGAGACUUGUUUGUGCCAGAGCUUUAAAUGCUCGCGUCUCUCUGCGACAACUGCUUCGACAACAUGUUCCCACGGUGUGGGCGAUCGAUCAAUAUCGAAUGUACAAGGAGGUACUGGAACGGUCCAUGACGAUGGUGGAUGGCGUCCAGGUAUCUCUCCGAUUGUGGGACACAUUUGGAGAUCAUGAAAAAGAUCGGCGUUUCGCGUACGGAAGAUCUGACGUAAUCCUCCUCUGUUACUCAAUUGGCAAUAAGAAUUCUCUCCUGCAUUGUAAAACAGUAUGGUUCCCCGAAAUUCGACGAUUCUGUCCAGACACACCGAUUGUGCUCGUUGGUUGUAAGAAUGAUUUGAGAUUUUUGUGCAAGGAUUCCACAUAUCUUGCAUAUUGUCGUGAUCGAAGCCCUUGCGUCCGCCCAACGCGUGAAUGCGAUGUCGUCAUGCCGGAACAGGCGAGAGCGUUGGCGAAAGAGUUUGGAGUUCCGUACUACGAAACGUCCGUUUUCACAUAUUACGGGGUCACACAGGUUUUCGAAAAUGCCAUCAGGUGUGCCUUAAUUUCUCGCCGGAAUCAACGAUUUUGGAUGACCAAUUUGAAACAUGUUCAACAACCCUUGCUACAAGCGCCCUACUGUCCCCCGAAGAAGGACCUCAACGUAAUAGAAGUUUUUCCUGGAACGUUUUCUGGAGAUAUGAAGGAUCUCGUGGCUUCAAAGCAUUACCCCGACUUGGUCUUUGCAAUGGGAACAUCUGAAGUAAGAGCUCAUCGCUUCAUAGUUGCUGCUGUGGCACCCAUUCUUGCAGGGAUUUUAGAACCAGAGGCAGAUUUUUUGGGGAGACGAAACAGUGAAAGUAGUACCACGAGCGAAAGUACCGUUGACGACACGGAAUGUCUCAUCAGAUCGUCGCGAAACCACUACUCGUCCAAAUCGGAAGGACAUAUCAACUCCGUGUUCUCCGACUCGCUGGAAUCCGACUGGAAAUUGAACUUUGAACGGAACAGUUGCAGCCGACUGAUUGAACACUCGUGGACACGGGCGGCGUACGAUGACGUCAAAAUUAUGCAAGUCGUUCUCAAGCUGAAUGACAGAAUUUCUUGUGAUGCUAUUCGUGCUAUUUUGCAUUUCAUUUAUACUGGAGAUUUCACAGUGCAUGUGCCCUGCUCGUAUGAGGCAAUGAAGACUGCGGCUGAAAUUUUUGAAAAUUCGACUCUGAACCAAUAUUUAGAUGCAUGGUUUCAAAGAGAUGUAAAGUCGAUGGAGGAACUACGUAAAACGCACAAACAGAAUCUGAGGGCUGGAAUUUGGACGAAAUGCUUGGCCGGAUACUGCACCGAUGUAGAAUUCCAACUUGAGGAUGGUCAAGUUCCUGCUCACCGAGCAUUACUAAUUUCACGAAGUGAAGUAAUGAGAGCAAUGUUUUCACGGGAUUUUAUGGAACGCCGAAGUCAAAUGGUAUCCAUUCCCGACGUAAAUCAGGAAGUUUUCGUCUAUUUUCUAGAAUUCUUGUACACGGACUCAAUUACCUCUCCAGUGCCUUCAGACGUGGGAAUGCAAGUGUUAGAACUUGCAAACCGACUUUGUCUAACUCGCCUUAUGAAUUUCAUGGAAAAUGCGAUGAUCACGGAUUUCACGGAGAAGCAAAGUCACGGCAUUGAUGUCAUGGAGUGUUGCAUAAGUUUGCUGGAACCUGCUCAGCUGCACAACAUUGAACAAUUGGCUCAAUGGUGUUUAAUCCAACUCGCAACGAAUUACGAUCUCGUGUGUCGCAAGCAUGGAAAGUCAUUUAAGGAAUUAAGCUGUGAAAAUCGUCAAUGGAUCUCACAGUACAGAUGGCCUCCUAUUUGGUACGUCAAGGACUAUGACUACUAUCAGAAAGCAGUGACCGAACGGUACAAAUUAGACCAUCCGGAGAAGAAGAGUCGUAAACGAAAUAAUUCUGGGUGCCUUUGUUUUCCUGGAAAAUCCCGAAAAAACGUAGUCGCAUCCUCGUCCGAUGAACAAAGUGAGGUUCGGAAAAUGCUAGUGUCCGCAGGCAGCUUGUGCUUUUGACUGGGCGACAGAUUUAAUUUGGGCGACAGUUUUAAUUUGUCAUCAUUCUGCUGCAGCAUUCCAAUCAUUCACAACUCUCUGGUCCAAGAAGAAGGAGUUUAAAAAAGAGUAAAACAAUUAAUUAAUUACGUAAAUCUAAAUAGGAUCUGACACUGCUGCGAUUUGUAUUCAGUGCAAGUUAUUAUUUUUUAGCCUUGAUAAAUAUACUUAUCUUGCAGCAAUUUGUAAUUUGUAAUCGUUAACUGUUCCUUUAAUGAUUGCGACUAAAUUUAAAUAUUUAUGGUUAUCUUGCAUCGUUUUUAUUCAAGUACAAUGUAUAAACGAAAGACUGUAUAAAAACUCAAGGGUAUUUUGUACCCACCACGUUUUCUAGUUCUGCUUGUUCUGAUCGCACUCACAAACGUUAUGUUAUUUAAUUGUUGUGUUAAAUACUUAGUUGUCACGGCUUAUGAGUGAUUUUCGUUAAAAUUUGCACAUAUUAAUUCCAUACACUAUGUGACAGUAUAAUUCUACUUGUGACAAAGUUUUCGAACAAAUUUUUGUAAAUGAGCUUACAUGCUUAUUUUUUCAAUCUUUAUGACUUUCAAUUUCAAGACUAAAUUUACAAUUAGUAGACUGUUUUUAGAAUUGUGUUAAAUUUUAUAAUUAAAUGUACCCAAAAUCACACUUUUUUAUACCGUGUGCCAAUCAAUACGAAUCAAAUAAUGAAAUCACUUACUGACCUCCUGCCUGAAAGAAAAUUAAGUAUGCAAACUUGUCAAUUGAUCCGUUGCAAUCAUUAAUUUUUAAUGCACAAGAGAAACAGAAACAGGACAAGUAGCAGAUAGCACAAUUAAGGUUCAUUCAAUAAUGAGAACAGAGUCUAAUAAUUAAUAAUAAUUAAUACUGAGUAAUUAUCACGGUAAAAUUGUAGCAUCUUAAAAAAUAAUAUGUACGUAAUUAAUAUGAUAAGAUGAUCUCUUUGUCUUUCCUUUCUUGGAUCGAAUUUUGUAAAAGAGAGUGUAAUAAUUAUGCAAAUGAUAAGUUGUUGUUAUCAUAUUUAGUACCGAUACGAUAACCACCUUUUACGGGUUAUACGAGUCGUGAACAUCAUGAAUUCGCUCAUUGGAAGUGACUCUUAUUUACUUAUAAAUGUUUCAAAUCUCAUUAAUUUCUUAGUAAAUGCUAAAUAACUAUGAAAUAUAAUAUGUGAUGAUCAAAAAACCAACAAAUGAAAAUAUUCAUGUUCCUAUAUAUUCGAGAAAAAGUGAAAUUUCAAUAUUGAUGAUGAUAAUGGUACGUAUGAAAUGUAUGUUGUCAUUCACGAAUAUCAUCAGAAUUCUUUCUUAUCGAGAUAGAUAAACGAUUGAACAAAUGCCUUGGCUAAAUAAUUAGUGUUACAAAUUGUAAUAAAUCUACAAUAAUAAUUCAAGCCAUGAAAAUUACGAAUUUUCAUUCAAAAAACAUAAAACUGGAGGAGAAAGAAAACAAGUAAAAAAUGUGAUAAUUAUAAUAUAAAAAAAGUUACUUAUUUGUAACCAAAUUUCAAUUGUUAUACUACUGCUUUUGCACGCUGUUGAAUAAAACAAAAUUGAAAAUAAAGUCUAAAACCAGCAA